Ectocarpus sp. CCAP 1310/34 is the source of this 2393-nucleotide messenger RNA. The record is from the annotation of a GenBank genome assembly. NCBI's taxonomy places the organism in Eukaryota, Phaeophyceae, Ectocarpales, Ectocarpaceae.
CUUGCGCAAAGUUUGCCAUUGCUCUCGCUCUCCCUCUCUCUCUCUGCCUUUACAAGCAACACACCAACACUAGCCAAAGAGAACCAUGUGCAAGUCUAGCCAACCACAAGGAAGCAGCGAGGCGGCCCCGGUAGCGAUGGAGGUCCCGACGAACGACUUAUAUGACCUCGCCAAAGCGUGUGCCAUACCGGACAACGAGCAACCGCACCAAGAAGUUAUCGCACACGACGAGGCCAGCGGGAUCGUCGUGUUCGGCUCGUUCGUUGCAGGUGCAUUGGUGGGGAUAGUGAUUUGCGCACCUGCUUUUGUGGUGCUACUCUUCGGGGCAGGCGCGGCGGCCGUGACUAAGUCAGACAGCAAGGUUGGCAAGUUUUCCCGCAAAGUGGGCAAGGUGUCCUCCGACGUCCUUCUUGCCGUGCUCAGGUUCGCCAGGGAGUACAAUCACAAGCACAAGUUGACGCACAAGGCGAAGGUAGGUGCGAAAGAAGCGGCGGGGAAGGUGACCGACAAGGUGCGGAAGCUCGGCAUCGUCGACAACGUUAAGGCCAGGGCAAGCUCCCUUUGGGAUCAAGUCGACAAGCGGACUGCUCCUGCUGGUCAGGCUUCUAUUCAGGUAGCACAAGCGCAAGACCUGAGCCACGUUACCGACGGCACCCGGAUUCCUUUCGAUGGUGCCACGGAUGCGCACGUAAUAGAUUCAUCUUCCUCUUCGUCCUCCAACGGCGGGAAGCCCAAGUCCUUCGAUGCCUGAGCUUCAUCGCGCCACAGCUUCCACCAAGCACCGGACAUGUUCCCCCACCGAAGGGCGGUGAUAGAGUAGGCUGUAUGCUGUCACCCCGAUUGCAACAGCUGACGAUCUUGGCUAUAGCUGUGCGUCUCGCGCUAUACCUUUGAGCGUUCUGUUUUGUACAUACGACUAAGAAGCUUUCUAGGGCGGUCAAGCCCUUUGGGGGCCUCCUUUUUCAGUAGGAAGGACUGAUGCUGUACGCACAAAGCGCGUGGACGGGGGAAAUUGCCUCUGAUGGGCGGAGUGCAUGUCCUGCUUUCCUCGAAAGGAGUGUAGAGUGCCGCGAAUCGUUGUUCAAUUCUCUUUCCAGUGCAUUUUGGAGUGCGUUAUGGCUUCCCUACCCAAGCUGCUGUGCGUGUCGUCCCUAGCCGUGGAGAGCCUUUUCCAGAACGACAGGUUUGUAGGCAGUGCUCAGGCGCAUUCGAAAUUUCUUGGCGGUUUUGGCCUUGCUACUGGUUGCUCGGGGUGUUCUGGUAGACCACGGACUAUUUCUUUCCGGGAUGUGUAAGACGUGUGUCGGUUCCCAUUCAUGUGAUACUCCCUGCUCUCCUUCGCAUGGGCCCAACCCUGCCUGGCUUAUGUAGCACGUUGAACUUGCGCGAUAGAAAGUUGAGGUUGUGAAUUCGUUGCGCAUUGUGAGCGAGGCUUGGUUGAGAGUUUCCCUCAUCUUGGUUUGGGGUGUGACUUUCUUGUUAUGGUGACUUCGAGGUAAUGGUUGAGUUCGGAUAAAGGAGAAUUAAUCCUCCGCGUCUUUGGUGUGGCAUACAGUGCUCAGCUCUGUUAAUGGGGGUCGAAGUCAAGAUUUGACUCAACAUGUGCUUGUACAGGCGUCUAUGAUAAGGUCAUUAGUAUUAACAUCAGCAUGAACCAUCAUCGAUUUUGAAUGUUGAAAAGCCGAAAACGUCGACCGUGGACACCGGAUGCCGCAGCUUUGUUCUUGCGACGAACGCGAAGUAUUUACGGCAGUAGUAGUGGAUGCGCGCAUCAAGUGUAAACAUCAAUACUAGGAGCAAGCCACACUGCUGAGACGCACGAUGACUUCCAACCCAUAUUGUUGUGUUCGUAGAAUUCCUGGCGGGUUGAGUAGCGUGAAACAACGCUUCCCCAAACCUCGUCGGCGCUCCGAAACGCCAUGCAUACGCUUGUUCCAGAAAAUCGAGCCAGCAAAUUGCCGAGAGGUUGUCGCGCUCCGAAAAUCUGGAUUUGAGAUUGAAAGGCAGCCGUAGAUGAUUUUCAGGUUGGGCAAGGUUGGGAACAGUUCCCGUAAGGGGUGUGGAGUUUUUUUCAUGGCAAACCCACCAACUGCUGUUAACGGCUGUUGUUGAGGGUACCGCGGGAAAGUCCUUCAUACACAUUGAUUGUUGAUUGAGUUUUGAAAUUUUGUAUGUGGCCAUCUCUUCACUACACAAUCACCUCGGGGUUACAAUCACCGUGGGGUUAAUACGUGGGACUUCUGCUAUAGUCCAGGCUGUUCCUGCUUUCCUUUGCUUCCUUGGUUAAUUAAACGGUUUCCUAUCGCGUAACAUGCGCACGCCAUGCAGUCAGAAUCCAACCCAAACCAGACCCAAGCGCACACACACGCGUACAAGCACCAAAACGGCAUUGC